Molecule: messenger RNA, 892 nt
Organism: Entamoeba invadens IP1
Lineage: Eukaryota; Evosea; Mastigamoebida; Endamoebidae
Exons: 1
Molecular function (GO): protein binding
Source: RefSeq, a predicted model, not a curated record
AUGGAAAGCAAAUAUCAAGACGCACAGGUACAAGGUAUUGUGAGUUACCUGAAUGCCUUCAUAUCAACAAAAACUGACCUACACAUAACAAUCGAAAAAACACUUGCGAAUCUCCAAGACUCGUUGAAGUCGACAACUAUACUUAAUCAGUACAUCCAAACAUUUAGGGCGUUUCCAAUCCCUCACCAAUCACCUUCAAACCUUUUUCAAACAAAUGAAAAUGCUGCGGCGAUCAUUAGGACCGCCAAAACACUCGGUCUUGAGAUCACGUGUUCAUCAACUAACAUUACACAACCCGACGCAGUCAGCGCAACACAGGUUCUUGGCCUUCUGUGGCAGCUUAUGGAUUACGAACUGAGAAAGACCAUUGGAGGUAUUGACUGUGAAGGAGAAGUGAUGAAAUGGGUUAAUACAACACUUGGACAAAAACGAAUGACUAAUUAUACGUCAGAUUUACAAGACGGAAUUGUGUUUAGAGACUUACUUCGUAAAAUUGGGGUACCAUGUGGGGACACCCUUCCUGAUGUUAUUAUAGCUGCAGGGAGCAUCGGGUGCCAAUUGAUAUCAGUGGACUCGGUCCAAGGAUGUGUUGUAAAAAUGAACUUUGCGUUCUUGGCAGCUCUCAUGAAGUGGAAGAGAGAGAAAGACGAGGAAGAACGCCGAAAGAAAGAAGAACAAGACCGAAUCAACAAAGUUAUCGAAGAAUCUCGUAAAGCUGAGGAGGACCGAGUCAGAGCAAAACUAGAGCAAGAGAUCAAAGAGAAGGAGAUGCUGAACAAACUCAAAACAAACCAGAACGAGAACGAACAGAAGGACAAAGAGUUACAAGAUCUCGAAGCAAAGCAAGCAGAAGAGAUGCAAAGGAUGUUAGACAAAAUUGCUCAAUGGAUGA